Messenger RNA from Drosophila eugracilis, 1000 nucleotides. RefSeq names its product aldo-keto reductase family 1 member B1. Gene Ontology annotation, cellular component: cytosol. Bases 9 to 968 code for a protein of 319 amino acids. The transcript has 6 exons. The record is from RefSeq and is a predicted model, not a curated record. Gene Ontology annotation, molecular function: aldose reductase (NADPH) activity. Lineage: Eukaryota; Metazoa; Arthropoda; Insecta; Diptera; Drosophilidae.
CAGUGAAGAUGGCCGGCAAAACAGAGUACUUGAAGAACAACGAUGGCACCCAGAUCCAGUCAAUUGGCCUGGGCACCUUUGCGUCGGUGGAUGGCGAUUGCGAACGGGCCGUUCUCCAUGCGAUUGAUGUGGGCUACCGGCAUAUAGACACCGCCUACUUUUACGGGAAUGAAGGUGAAGUAGGUGCUGCGGUUCGAAAGAAGAUUGAAGAAGGUGUUAUCAAGAGGGAGGAUAUCUUCAUCACCACCAAGCUUUGGUGUCACUUUCAUGAACCGGAAAUAGUAGAGCACGCCUGCCGCAAGACCUUGGAUAACAUUGGUCUGGACUAUGUGGACCUCUAUCUGAUCCACUGGCCUUUCUCCUACAAAUACCGAGGUGACAACGAACUGAUUCCCAAAGAUGCCAAUGGAGAGGUUGAACUUAUUGACAUCGAUUACCUGGACACCUGGCGGGCAAUGGAGAAGCUGGUGGAUCUAGGCCUGACCAAAGCCAUCGGAGUCUCCAAUUUCAACUCGGAGCAGUUGACCCGCCUGCUGGCCAACUGUAGGAUCAAGCCAAUCCACAAUCAGAUCGAAGUCCACCCAGCUCUAGAUCAGACAAAGCUGAUUGCCCUGUGCAAAAGCAAUGACAUUGUGGUGACCGCUUUUUGCCCGCUGGGCAGGCACAAUGCCGAGCUAAGAACACCCGCUUUUAUGUACGAUGGCAAGGUGCAGAAGAUUGGAGACAAGUACAACAAGACCAUUGCCCAAGUGCUGAUCCGAUAUCUGAUUGAACUUGGAACUAUCCCAUUGCCCAAGUCGUCCAAUCCCAAGCGCAUCGAGGAGAACUUCAAAGUCUUUGAUUUCCAACUGGAUGCUGAGGAUCAUGCUAUAUUGAAUUCCUAUCACAAUGGAGAGCGAGUGGCUCAUGCUCGGCAAGCCAUCAAGAGCAAAUACUAUCCCUUUAAUGUCUACAGUGCUUGUUUUUAAUAUUUUUAAGAAAUAUAUAAUUGAUUUUUAAA